Molecule: messenger RNA, 2487 nt
Organism: Neurospora crassa OR74A
Lineage: Eukaryota; Fungi; Ascomycota; Sordariomycetes; Sordariales; Sordariaceae
Exons: 1
Coding region: 1-2487 (828 amino acids)
Biological process (GO): carbohydrate metabolic process
Source: RefSeq, a predicted model, not a curated record
AUGUAUGCCCCAAGCGGCAUAGGCGUGGGUGUCGGUUUUGCCCUGACGCUACUCUCUCGGCCCAUAACAGCGUUGGGAACCAACUUCCUCAACCACACCUCGCUGCUAAGCGGCCUUGAAGAUCCAUCCUGGUUCGAAGAGAACAUCCCCUUUCUCGACGUCCCAGACGUCCAAAUCCAAGCAGUGUACUACUACCGCUACCAAACCUACAAGGAGCAUCUCGUCUACACUGGUGCCCAAUAUGGGUACAUGGCAAGUGAGUUCUUGCACCCAGUUGACUACGGCGCCCCCUACGGCGGCGUGGUAGCCGCUGCCGGCCAUCACAUCACCGAGGGCCGCUGGCUGCGCAACCGCCAGUAUGGCCAGGACAUAGCCAACUACUGGCUAUCCGGUCCCGGUACCUUCUCCAAGCCCACCUCAGAUGAUGUCAACGCCGACACGAGCGACUGGGCCCAUGAGUACAGUUUCUGGGCUGCGAGUGCUCUCUGGCGGCAGUAUCUGACUACAGGCGAUCGCGACUUUGUCGUGGGCCAGCUGGAAAACCUGGUCAAGCAGUACCGUGGGUGGGACAACCACUUCAACAGUUCUCUUGGGCUGUACUGGCAGGUUCCGGUCUGGGAUGCGACCGAGUACACGGCUGCGUCGUACGAGUCGAGCGACCCGUACCAUGGCGGUGCGGGUUACCGACCGACCAUCAACUCUUACCAGUAUGGUGAUGCGCGCGCUAUUGCUGCCAUCGCUGCCCUAGCCGGCAAUCGGGACCUCAACACGGAGUACACACAGCGCGCUGAUGCAUUGCAGAAGGCGGUGCAAGAGACAUUGUGGGACGCGAACUCGCAAUUCUACAAGCACCGGGCCCGCGACAAUAAUCCGUCUGGAGUGCUGUUGACGACCCGCGAGAUCAUGGGUUAUUUGCCCUGGAUGUUCAACUUGCCCACGGUCGCCAGUCACUCGGCAGCCUUUGGGCAGCUAAAGGACUCCCAGGGCUUUUCCGCCAGGUAUGGGCCCACGACGGCGGAGCGUCGUAGCAAAUGGUAUCUACACGAAGCCGCUACGUGUUGCCGAUGGGACGGUCCCUCGUGGCCUUUUGCCACCUCGCAGACGUUGACGGCGGUGGAGAACCUGCUGAACGACUAUCCUGCGCAGACGUACUUUUCCGCGGCAGACUACCUCAGCUUGUUGAGAGGGUACGCUGCGACACAAUACAAGAACGGGCAGCCCUAUGUGGCCGAGGCGCAUGAUCCCGAUGCGGAUGCCUGGAUGUAUGACACCCCCGACCACAGUGAGGACUACAACCAUUCCACCUUUGUGGACAACAUCAUCGCCGGCCUCAUCGGCCUGCGUGCUCAGCCUGACGACACUUUGGUCAUCAACCCAUUGGCGCCUUCGUCAUGGGACCAUUUCGCACUCGAAAACGCUGCCUACCACGGCCACAGUGUGACAGUUCUGUGGGACAGCACCGGGUCUCACUAUGGCCAGGGCCAAGGCCUGCGGAUAUAUGUUGACGGCCACCUAGCCGGCAGCCGUAGCACUUUGGGGUCUCUGACAGUCAACGUCGGGCCCGUUGUGGCGCAGACGAUUUCCUCCCAGGUCAACAUCGCCGCCAAUGGCCAAAGGUUCCCCCAGUGCACCACGCCCUCUGCCUCGUACACGUCUCCUUACGAUGAUGUCUGGCGAGCCAUUGACGGCAUUGUCUGGCGCACUGGAAUCCCGGAGAACAGUCGCUGGACCUCCUAUGGCAGCCCUGAUGCGCAAGACUACUUUGCCCUAGACCUCCGGCGACCUCAAGCUGUGUCGGACGUCAGAUUGUACUUUUACGACGACGGUAGCGGCGUUCGGCGGCCGGCCAGCUACGACCUCCAGUAUUGGACCGGCGACGCCUGGGUCACGGUGCCCAGCCAGCAACGCAGCGGGGGGUCCAUGUCCGCUGCUACCUCCAACAGUCAAACCAAGAUCAGCUUUCCGACCAUCGUCACCUCGCAGCUGCGUGUGGUAGCACCCAACCCGGGCGCCGGCAACGGUUGGGGUUUGUCCGAAUUUGAAGUUUGGACCUCGGCCGUGUUCCAGCUGCGCAACGAGAACAGCGGCAAGCUCAUGGGGGUCGCCGGCAUAUCGACGGCCAACAGCGCCAAUAUCCAGCAGUACGACGACAACAGCACGCGCGACUACCUGUGGGAGUUUGUGCACGCCCCGGGCGGCUGGUUCAAGAUCAGGAACCUCAAUAGUGGUCUCUUGCUGGGCGUGCAGGGCGCGUCGACCGCCAAUAGCGCUUUGCUUCAGCAGUAUGAAGAUAACGGCACCAGUGACCAUCUUUGGCGAGUCGUCUCCCAAGGGAACGGCCUUUUCUUGCUGAAGAACAAGAAUAGCGGUCUCUUUGCUGGCGUGGAUGGCAUGUCGACUGCCAAUAGCGCGAAUAUCGUGCAGUUUGAGGACAAUGGGACCAAGGAUCACUUGUGGAGCAUUCUCCCCGCGGUACCAGCCAGCUGA